AUGAGUAAUAAUGAUAAUACAAUGGUGACAAAUAGUCAAUCAUCUGAAAUGUCUGCAAAUGAAAUUUUUAAUGAUGAUACUUCAACGAAGAUGAGAAAUCUAUGGGAUCCUUUAAAUUCUUUGGAUUGGGAUAAAAAAUACCAAGUCAUAGAAUUUUCUUUGAUUAGUGAUAUUUCCCAAGUACUCAAAGAUCCACCACCAAGAACAUCUAUUGUUUCUGAACCUGAUAAUAUUACAAAGAUAUAA
Messenger RNA from Rotaria sordida, 246 nucleotides. The record is from the annotation of a GenBank genome assembly. Lineage: Eukaryota; Metazoa; Rotifera; Eurotatoria; Philodinida; Philodinidae.